GCAGCAUUGUUGCUGUGUUUUUUUUGGGUAGAGGCAGAGCUGUCAUAUAGCUUAGCAAGUCACUGUUUUGUCAUGUCAAGAACAAUCGGUCCCCAUACAACACAGGGCUGUUAGUUAACGAAUUAAUUUAUUCACAUAUCCGCCUUUGGGUUGGGCCAGAGGAUAUAAAUCUGGGAGGCGAGCAUUAGAGUGAGAUGAAAUGACCACGUCAACAUUACAGAAAGCAAUUGAUCUUGUGACCAAAGCCACAGAGGAAGACAAGGCAAAGAAUUAUGAGGAGGCCUUGCGACUGUACCAGCAUGCUGUGGAAUAUUUCCUACAUGCCAUCAAAUAUGAGGCCCACAGCGACAAGGCAAAAGAGAGCAUACGAGCAAAAUGUAUGCAGUACCUGGACCGAGCGGAGAAACUUAAAGACUAUCUGAAAAAUAAAGACAAACAGGGCAAGAAGCCUGUCAAGGAGGCACAGAGCAAUGACAAGAGUGAUAGUGACAGCGAAGGUGAAAAUCCAGAGAAGAAGAAACUCCAGGAGCAACUAAUGGGUGCCAUUGUAAUGGAGAAGCCCAAUGUCAGGUGGAAUGAUGUGGCUGGACUGGAGGGAGCGAAGGAAGCUCUGAAGGAAGCCGUCAUCCUGCCCAUUAAAUUCCCUCACCUCUUCACAGGCAAGCGGACUCCCUGGAGAGGCAUCCUGCUGUUCGGCCCUCCAGGGACGGGGAAGUCGUACCUGGCUAAGGCUGUGGCCACCGAGGCCAAUAACUCCACCUUCUUCUCCGUCUCCUCCUCGGACCUCAUGUCCAAGUGGCUGGGAGAGAGUGAGAAGCUGGUGAAGAACUUAUUUGACCUGGCUCGCCAGCACAAACCCUCAAUCAUCUUCAUUGAUGAGGUGGACUCGCUGUGCGGCUCCAGGAACGAGAACGAGAGCGAGGCGGCCCGCCGUAUCAAGACAGAGUUCUUGGUCCAGAUGCAGGGUGUGGGAAACAACAACGAUGGGAUUUUGGUACUGGGAGCCACCAACAUCCCCUGGGUGCUCGACGCUGCCAUCCGCAGGAGAUUUGAGAAGCGUAUCUACAUCCCUCUGCCGGAGGAGCCAGCUCGGACUCAGAUGUUUCGUCUUCAUCUGGGAAACACGCCACACAGCCUGAGGGAACCCGACCUGCGGCAGCUCGCCCACAAAACAGAAGGCUACUCCGGCGCUGACAUCAGCAUCAUCGUCCGGGACGCUCUCAUGCAGCCUGUUAGGAAGGUCCAGUCUGCCACCCACUUCAAAAAGGUUCAUGGCCCUUCCCGAAGCAACAACCAGGUGACUGUGGACGACCUCUUGACUCCUUGUUCCCCUGGCGACCCUGCAGCCAUAGAGAUGACCUGGAUGGAAGUGCCUAGUGAUAAGCUACUGGAGCCCAUAGUGUGCAUGUCGGACAUGCUGCGCUCUCUGUCCACGACCCGUCCCACAGUCAACACUGAAGACCUCCUGAAGGUCAAGAAGUUCACAGAGGACUUUGGGAUGGAGGGCUGAGAGACAGAGCUCCACCUCCCCCUGGUCCACGAGAAGGGUCCAACUGCUAACAACAGCCCUCAUCACCCCUCCAACUGCUGUUCCGCUCCCUAGGCUUUCAUCUGUCAGCUGAGCGCUUGGUUCACUGCCUCUCAUGGAUUUCAAAAUAAAAGACUCGAACAAAAAUUGGCAAGAAAUCUUGUAUUUCAACCAGGCCAGAGUUUUUGAAUCCUUGGAGGAAGUUGACCGAAUGCUACACUAGAAAAUCAUGGUGUGAUUUGGUAGAGUCCACGUAUUUCCCCCUUUUCAGACAAUGUUCCAUUACAAAGCAGCCGCUACAUAGUAUUCACUACAAGCACUUUGUAUCUGACCUGCAUUGACGUGAGGAAAGCAGCAUUUGAAUCUAAAUGCAUAAAGUUAGUCCCUCUCCGAGCCGACUGAAGGACUGUACAUUGUUUUGUCUCUGUGCACUUUGCUUUGGGUUGCAAUGAAGGACUGUGACUUGGAAGAAGAAACAAAAGAAGAAGAUUGUUCUCCUGCCAGGCAUGUGAGUGUGUGAGUGUUUUUAUGAAACUUGUGUCUUACUGUAAAUGUCUGUGUUGAGAGCCCUGUUAUGUGAUGAAGAGUUAAGUGAAGGAAUCAUCACUGCCUUGGUGUCCCUCUCCAGCGCUUUGUGUUGCAUCAGGCUGGAGAUGUGCUUGAUUCAGAGCCAAACACCACAUUUCCUCAAUCCAGAAACUUUAAAAGAUUUUAUUAUUAUUGAGCAACUACAGUUCUCUCGGUCAAUCCAAAAUGUUAAUCAACCUCAAACCUGAAUAUUUAAGAAAGUAAAAGUGAGGUUUUGGCUUUUUUAGGAGAAUAUCCAUGUGUGCACAAUUAUUAUGCAACUAAAUGAAAAACAAGAAUUUUCCCGUCUCAUUUGUUUAUUUUCAUCUGUUAAAGUGAGAAUAAUAAACAACUCAACAUUUACAAAUGAACAUGUCUGACAUUUCAGAAAAAUGGUUUGGAUUGGUUACGGAUCCAGCCACGGGCCCAUCCAUCUGGUCCGUCAAGAAUCUCAUCUCAAUAUAUUUACAAAUAUUUGGCUUUUAUGGCUCUCCCAGCCAAAAAGGUUCCCAACCCCUGAUAUAGGGUGUUGAUCUCCUACGGUCACACCCUCCCUCAUUACACAAAUACACAUCACCUGAUAUGCUUAAAUCCAAUACGGUUAACUUUAUACAGCUUGGAGUUGCAAAAUAUGCUUAAAAAUUAUGAUGUGUUCAAAAUACUCACGUGUCUAAUAAUUGUGCACAGUGUAGUUGCUCUUGAUAAAACAAUCUCACCAAUCUCGCUACUAAAGGUUCCUUUAGUAGCUAUUUUGGAGCUUUCGGUCAGAUCUAGUGUUCUUCCUCAGCAGAUGAGGUUUGUUCACUUGUUGUAUUGUAAAUGUCCAUUUCUUAAUGUAAGGACUUCUCAUCCAUGUUGUCUUGAAAUUCAGUUCAUACUCAACCUUGGAAACACAAUUUAGUAGCUGUUUUGGAGCUUUUGAUUUUAAGCCCGUAUCGAUGAAAAGUCCAUGAAAUGCUCAGAAGAUAUUCUGGGCAAACUCCAUCUGCUGAUGAUCAUGUGAUGUGACCCAAAGCCACAGAUUGUUUUCUCAAAUGCUGUUUCCAAGGUCAAGAAUGAACUUUGAAUUUACAAUUUUGAUAUAUGAAUCAGCUCAUAUUAUUUUCUGCACUCCAUUUCCCAUAAUGCACCUGUCUGAGUGUGACGCUACUGUGAUGUCUUCCCUCCUGGAUUUUCUUUUUUGAAGUUUGAGUUUAUGUUGCACUUUGUCGGCAUGCAGAACAUAAAUACACCGUUUCUUCCGGUUUCAGAGAAUCAACCAAGCACUUUUUAAAUCUUAACUUUUGGAUUUUGUUUGCCCUGUCGUAAAUAGUUUAGGACACUAUUUAUACAACUUGACUGACUAUGUUAGAGAUAUCGUAUGUUUACACUUGAAGUAUUUAUUUUGUUGAAGUUUCAUGAUGGAUUGUUUUUCUUUUGGGAGGCAAAUUUGCCCACCAAGCUCUACUGUGAGGCACCACCUUACAGACAAUAAGGAAAGCCCACAGUCAGGUUUACAUAAUAUUUACAAUCUGCUAUUGGAUGUUCUUUCUGUAACAACUCUCCGAUCUCUCAUUAUCACAACACAACCACAGGCUUGUCUGCUAACUCAGUGAUGGGACUUCUUGUGCUCGUGUUGUUUGUGGUUCAGUGGGAGGUCAGCUACCGUCCCUGUAAGGGAACAUAACCUGCCGGACCACUACUACUAAUUAACCUGCAUUAAUAAAAACAGACAUUUCAAAUGGAAAAAAGG
Molecule: messenger RNA, 3827 nt
Organism: Cottoperca gobio
Lineage: Eukaryota; Metazoa; Chordata; Actinopteri; Perciformes; Bovichtidae
Gene: vps4a
Product: vacuolar protein sorting 4 homolog A
Exons: 11
Coding region: 200-1510 (436 amino acids)
Biological process (GO): endosomal transport; vacuole organization
Molecular function (GO): ATP binding; ATP hydrolysis activity
Source: RefSeq, a predicted model, not a curated record